This is a messenger RNA of Prosopis cineraria, 753 nucleotides long. RefSeq lists its product as uncharacterized. Gene Ontology annotation, cellular component: nucleolus. The transcript has 3 exons. NCBI's taxonomy places the organism in Eukaryota, Viridiplantae, Streptophyta, Magnoliopsida, Fabales, Fabaceae. The coding region runs from base 141 to 551 and encodes 136 amino acids. The record is from RefSeq and is a predicted model, not a curated record.
UAUAACCUCGAUAAAACACAUUAUCGUGAGUACCGGAUCCAGUUUCUCUUCGUCGACGAACAAGCAUUCCACACUCCGUCGGACGCUGUCCGCCGUUGUCAGCCCUGCGUGGUCCUUCUCGGGCAAGCAGUGAAGAAGAGAUGUCGUCUUAUGACAAUGUUGUUGGUGGGAAAUUGAAGCUUAAGGGAAAGGCCCUGGAUGUGAAGGCUGGUGGAGUGAAGAAGAAGAAGAAGAAGAAUAAGAAUCAAGAUCAAAUCUUAGAAUCCACUGAAAAUGAGUUUUUGGAAGGUGGAAGUGCUGAACAAGCUAAGGAUCCUAAUGAUCAAGACAUUGAUCAUGUGAACAAAUCAAUUGGGGAAGGGAAGGCUCCUCAUUAUGAUGAUCAUCUUACACCGGCAGAGAGACGAUACAUCGAACAAAGAGAACAGCUUGAUGUUCAUAGAUUGGCUAAGACUGCCAACAAAUCUCACCGGGACAGAAUUCAGGAUUUCAAUCAGUAUUUGGCAAACAUGAGCGAGCACUACGAUAUCCCCAAAGUAGGCCCUGGAUGAUUGAGCCUAGUGUACAAAUAUGAGUUCCACCUUUCAUUUGUCUCUAUGACGUGUGUAUUUUCUAUGCUGUGCACAAUAGCUGUUGACGCCACGCUUAAAAUAUAUUUCUAUCUUGGAAUGUUUUGUAAUUCUGAUGUUAAAUUUGGUUUAGAAAGUCCUUGGUUGGAACUUGAUUUUUUAUUUCUAUAUUUUCAUUUUCCUA